Molecule: messenger RNA, 4045 nt
Organism: Trichosurus vulpecula (common brushtail)
Lineage: Eukaryota; Metazoa; Chordata; Mammalia; Diprotodontia; Phalangeridae
Gene: SEMA4B
Product: semaphorin 4B
Exons: 16
Coding region: 348-2804 (818 amino acids)
Biological process (GO): axon guidance; positive regulation of cell migration; negative chemotaxis
Molecular function (GO): semaphorin receptor binding; chemorepellent activity
Source: RefSeq, a predicted model, not a curated record
GGAGCCCUGCAUUUCCUGGGACCCACAGGACUAGUGGGUGGAACAGCCACAGCCAAACUGCUCUGCUGGGACGGGAAGCACGAAAGGAGCCCCAGAGAGAGAAGUCGUGGUAGUGGAGAGGCCAAGGAGGUAGUUACAGAAAUUCUUCUCUGUAGCAGAAAGGUCUGGAGGUUGGGGCAGGGCUUGCAUCUCGAGGGGGCCGGGCUCGGCUGGUGCCGGGGGCGGGAGCAGCGGCCGGAGAGUCGAGUUGUGCAGCCGGAGCUGGAGCCCACAGCCGCCUCUCUGCGUUCGCUCCUACUCGCUCCCUCCGUCCCUCCUCCUCCUCCUUCCCUCCGGCUGCCGCCGUGAUGGGCUUCGGGAGCCGGCUGGCCCAGCUGGGCGCCCUGUUUCUGCUGCUGCGGCCGGAGUCUCUGUCCGAAGCGAUCGUGCCCCGGGUCAGCCUGUCUUACGGCUCCCAGGAGCGGACGGUGCGAAGGUUUGAAGCAGAGGGUGUCACCAACUACACAGCCCUAUUGCUGAGCAAAGAUGGAAGAACACUGUUUGUGGGGGCCCGGGAGGCCCUCUUUGCUCUCAGCAGCAGUAGCAGCUUCCUGCCCGGGGGGCACUACCAGAAGUUGCUGUGGAGUGCUGACCCAGAGAAGAAACGCCAGUGUGUCUUUAAGGGAAAGGAUUCACAGAGGGACUGUCACAACUACAUCAAGCUUCUCCAGCCAUUCAACAGCAGCCACCUGUACACCUGUGGUACAGCUGCCUUCAGCCCAGUCUGUGCCUACAUAAACAUUCAGAACUUUAGCUUGGAGCGGGAUGGAUUGGGGAAUGUCCUGCUGGAGGAUGGGAAGGGCCGCUGUCCAUUUGACCCCGAGUACAAGUCCACAGCCAUCAUGGUUGAUGGUAAGCUCUAUGCCGGAACAGUCAGCAACUUCCAGGGGAAUGAGCCAACUAUCUCCCAGAGCCAGGGGAAUCGCCUCACCCUCAAGACUGAGAAUUCCCUCAACUGGCUUCAAGACCCAGCCUUUGUGAGCUCUGCUUACAUUCCUGAGAGCCUGGACAACCCACGGGGGGACGAUGACAAAAUCUACUUCUUCUUCAGCGAAACUGGCAAGGAGUUUGACUUCUUUGAGAACACAAUUGUGUCCCGAAUUGCCCGUGUGUGCAAGGGGGACCUUGGUGGGGAGAGGGUAUUGCAGAGACGUUGGACAUCUUUCUUGAAAGCCCAGUUGCUUUGCUCCCGGCCAUCUGAUGGCUUCCCCUUCAAUGUGCUCCAAGAUGUCUUUGUGCUGAGCCCUAGCCCUAAGGACUGGCAAGACACCCUCUUCUACGGAGUCUUCACUUCACAGUGGCAUCAAGGAGCUGCAGGGGGCUCAGCCAUAUGUGUCUUCACCAUGCAGGAUGUGGAGAGUGCCUUCAAUGGCCUCUAUAAGGAAGUAAACCGAGAAACUCAGCAGUGGUAUACAGUGAUGGAUUCACCAACGCCCCGGCCAGGAGCGUGCAUCACUAAUAGUGCCCGGGAAAAGAGGAUAAAUUCCUCUUUGCAGCUCCCUGACCGUGUGCUUAACUUCCUCAAAGAUCACUUUUUGAUGGAUAGGCAGGUCCGUAGCAACCCGCUGCUGCUGCAGACGAGGGCCCGCUACCAGCGCCUCUCUGUGCACCGAGUCUCUGGCCUGCACCGUACUUACGAUGUCCUCUUCCUGGGCACAAGUGAUGGCCGACUGCACAAAACCGUGAGCUCGAGGCAGAGGGUGCACAUCAUUGAGGAGAUCCAGCUCUUUCCGCCUGACCACCCUGUACAGAACUUACUGUUGGAUCCCCAAAGAGGAUUACUGUAUGCUUCCUCCUACUCGGCUGUGGUUCAGGUGUCUGUGGCUAACUGUAGCCUGUACACAAGUUGUGGGGAAUGCAUCCUGUCUCGAGAUCCCUACUGUGCCUGGAGUGGUACCAGCUGCAGGGACGUCAGGCACUACCAGCCGGAACUGGCCUCACAGCCAUGGGUGCAGGACAUUGAAGAUGCCAACACUGAGCAGCUUUGCAACAAUUCUGCAUUCAGCCCCCUGUCUUCCGCAUUAUCAGAUGAGACACCGUGCGAGCGAGUUCACUUCCUGCCCAACACUGUCAACACCCUGACCUGCCGACUGCUUUCCAACCUUGCAUCCCGGCACUGGCUACAUAACAGGGCCCCCAUAAACAACUCUUCCUCUUACCGUGUGCUUCCCAGUGGGGACCUGCUUUUGGUGGGCAGCCAGGAUGGGCUGGGUUCUUUCCAGUGCUGGUCCCUGGAGGAGAACUUUCAGCAGCUGGUGGCCAGCUACUGUGUGGAGGCUACUGAGGGCGCAACAGAUGGGGAGGAGGGUUCUAUUGUCCCCCUCAUUAUCAAUACCUCCCGGGUGAGCUCACCUGCCAAUGGGAAGGCUGCUUUGCUUCCUUACAAAACCUACUGGACAGAGUUCCUGCUGAUGUGUGGUCUGUUUGGAUUUGCUGUUGUACUUUUUGCCCUCUUCUUCCUUUAUCGAAACCGGGAUGGCAUGAAGGUCUUUCUCAAACAGGGAGAGUGUGCCAGUGUACAUCCUAGGACCCGCCCAGUGAUGCUACCUUCUGAAAACCGGUCCCUCAAUGGAGGAGGCCCACCUAGUGCCCUGCCUGAUCACAAAGGCUACCAGGCUCUUGCUGACAGCUCUCCUGGGCUCCGAGCUUUCACUGAAUCGGAGAAGAGGCCGCUCAGUAUUCAGGACAGCUUUGUAGAGGUGUCUCCUCCAUGCCCCCGGCCCCGGGUGCGGCUAGGCUCGGAGAUCCGUGACUCUGUGGUAUGAGCACAGGAGAUGGGUAAAAAACCAACCCUGGCUCUAGGGACUAUGACUCCGUAUGGAAUGGCCAGCCCUACCUCUUUUCAUCAAACAGAACCCAGUUCAAAGAAUGGAGCUAGCUGGUUGGGCAGCUCCCUCCUACUUCCUAUGGAGUCCCUGGGGACAUGGACCAGCCAGAGGGAAGAGGAUCAUCAGCCUUAUAGCAAGCCUGUAAGGCCUCCUCUCAACCAGGAAUGGAAAGAGAGGUGGAUUUGCUGGCCCUGGGUGGUCACCUUGGAGCUCCACACAUUGAAUCUACAACCAGAAGGCGCUUAGAGGGGGUCCAGUUGUUCAGUGACCUCUUUCAUUCAUUCUCAGUCUUUGCUAAGAGACUGUUCUGAUAGACUAGCUCUCCUGAGCCCUUUUGAAAACAUUUUUCUUUAAAAAAAAGAGAGAGAGAAAAUGUGAAACAAGCAUGAGGGGUGAGUGGUGAUCAAGAACUUCUCUUCGAGCCUUGUUCUGGAAGGGAUUCAGUUCAUGGGUUCCCUUCCUUACAUGCAAUUCCCAUGGGGCAUUUUGGAGGUACCAGGACAAUAUGAUUGCCUGAGCCUAAGUUUGAAAUCCAUCUCUUCUUCUUCGAUGUGCCUCCUUUUAGUUUUUCUCGUGUUCCGCUGCCAAAGUCAGUCAAUGCAGAGACCUAGGACUGUCCCUGAGGCCCCCAAGAAGUCUUGGGCUUGCCAUGCCAAGGACCCCUGAGAGUGAGAAAGCCAAGCCAGGGUACACUUUCUCCCUACCUCCACAAAGCAAUCAGGCUACAGACAACAGGAGGGUUGUUAUGUCACUGCCAUCCCUGCCAAGCCGAAGGACUAAUAGUGGCCUCUACGCUUUCUCUUGGGACCCAAGAGGGCUGGCGUAAGGUUGGCGUCAUCACUGUGUCAAGGGAGGAGAUAGAAGCACAUUCCAUUUCUUAUGGAGUUCAUGUUGAACAUCAAAGACUGGACUUACUAUCUUCCCUUUGUGAUAACCUAAAAGAACCACUGUGUCCUUGUCCUUCUUUGUCCUCUGACCCUUUUAGACUUCCUCCCACUUUCCAUAAAUGACUAACCUCCCCAAGCUUAAUGAUUCUCUGGCUCUUUGUGCUAUUUCUGCCCAAAGGGACAAUGACACUGCCCAGUCAAAGGGCCAUGAAUCUAUGUGGGUUUUGUACCAUUUUUUUUUUAUAAAAUGCACUUUACUUUUUUUUUAAUAAAAUCUGAAAUUGAAUUUUA